AUGGAAGAGCAAGCCAGAGACACUUCUGGCCCAGAGCCAAUUGCGAUCAUUGGCAUGGGCUGUCGCUUUGCAGGCGAAGCAUCUUCUGUUGAAGGAUUCUGGGACAUGCUGCGCCUAGGUCGAAGGGAGCAUGGGCGUGUUCCUGCCAGUCGUUAUCAAGCCUCCGCCUGGGAACAUCCCAGUCACGAGCGCAAAGGGGCUAUCAAUCACGACAGUGGCUUCUUUCUAGCCGAGGAUCCAUCCCGCUUUGAUGCGCCCUUCUUCUCCAUCACGUCCAAGGAAGCUGCAGGCAUGGAUCCUGUUCAGCGUAUUCUGCUUGAAGUGGCGUAUGAAGCUUUUGAAAAUGGCGGCGUUCCGAUGGAAACCCUCCCCGGUAGUGCAACCGGCGUCUAUAGCGGAUGCAUGACCAAUGACUACGAGCUGCUUUCAACCCGAGAUAUAAUGGACAUGCCACAUAACUCGGCUACGGGUAAUGGGAGAACUAUGUUGGCUAACCGACUUUCAUGGUUCUUUGAUCUUCGUGGUACCAGUAUCAUGAUGGACACGGCUUGCGCUGGUGACCGGAGCAAGCCUGAUAUUGCAUCCGAGUUUUACCCAGCGGUUGUCGUAUAUGCAUAUGCUCAGGGUGAGGGAUUCGGUGCAAUCUUACUCAAACCCUUGUCCAAGGCCAUGGCAGACGGUGACACGAUCAGAGCAAUCGUUCGCGCUACUGGAUCUAAUCAGGAUGGACGUACCCCGGGAAUCACCAUGCCGAAUGCAACCGCCCAGGCUGAUUUGAUCAGAGCGACCUAUUCUCAAGCUGGAUUGUCGAUGGGAGAUACCUCAUACUUUGAAGCCCAUGGGACUGGGACAGCUAUUGGUGAUCCUACUGAACUGUCUGCUAUUGGAGCAAGCUUCGGAGCCGCGCGAACGCCAGGUGAUGAGCCAGUUUACGUCGGAUCCGUCAAAAGUAACCUAGGGCAUACCGAGGGUGCUGCGGGCGUGGCUAGUAUUAUCAAGGUGGUUCUUUGCUUAGAAAAGGGGAUGCUGGUUCCUAACGCAGGCUUCUCGAGCCUGAACCCUAAGAUUCGACUGGAGGAAUGGGGCUUGCGCUUAAGCAACAGCACCACACCGUGGCCAUCUCAUUUGCCGCAACGUGCGAGCAUCAACUCUUUUGGCUUCGGUGGUGCCAACGCACAUGCCAUUCUCGAGAGCACAGCUCAGUAUCUUGGUAAGACACAAGCUCCGUCCGACUCUACCAUAGAAGGGACACCCCAGGUUGUUGUGGUAUCCACGCAUGACCAGUCUGGGUUAGACCGUACGGCCGACAAAUGGACGAGUUUCCUUAAUCCGUGCGUCGAUGGUAAAAGAAAAGACAUUGCCUUGUUAGAUGUAGCACACACUAUGGCUACACGGCGAUCCCAGCUUCCGUUCCGCAGUUUUGCUGUGGUGAACUCACUAGCAGAGCUGCGAAAUGUGAUGGCCGCAGGCUUGCCCACUUUCCCUCGGGCGAGCCGUAAGAACCAGACGCACCUAGCGUUCGUUUUCACGGGCCAAGGUGCCCAAUGGCCACGCAUGGGUGUCCAGCUAUUGGCAAACCCAGUGUUUGCGGCCAGUAUGGAACGAAGUCAGCAGGUGCUGCAGAGCUUGGACUGCUCGUGGGAUUUGCUCGAGGAGAUCCGCACAGGGGCGACAACAAGCCGUAUCAAUCGACCCGAUCGCAUUCAGCCUUCUUGCUGUGCUUUACAGGUGGCAUUGGUAGACAUGCUCCGCAGCUGGGGGGUGACUCCUAAAGCAGUGGUAGGCCAUUCCAGUGGUGAAGUCGGGGCCGCCUAUGCGGCCGGCUAUCUUACACAUGAGGAUGCCAUCCGAGUCACGUAUUUCCGCGGUGUACUGUCUCAACGGAUUGCUGAAAGUGGGUGCCGUGGUGGUAUGCUCGCUGCCGGCAUCUCCGCCGCUGAUGCGCAGGAAUAUUUGCAGACCUUACCCCCGGAGUCCGUGGUGGUAGCCUGUGUGAACAGCCCAUCGAGUGUCACUCUUUCCGGCAAUAUAGAAGAAAUUAACCUGCUUGAGAAGCGCUUGCAAGCGGAUGGCUGUUUUGCGCGCAAGCUGCGCGUAGACACUGCGUACCACUCACCGCAUAUGAGAGCGUUGGCUGAUGACUAUAAGGCAGCCAUUGAAUCCAUUCAGCCAGUCGACAGUUACAAUGGUUCUAUAUCUAUGUUCUCGUCUGUCACGAAAGAGCUCUUGCAGGCAACGGAUCUGGACGCGUCAUACUGGGUGCGCAAUCUGGUCAGCCCAGUCGAGUUUGCUGCAGCAGUCACCAAAGUUGUUACCAUGACCGAGGCUGGCAGAGGGCGAGGGAGACGACGAGUGGUCCCAGUCAAAUGGGCAGGAUUCUUGGAGAUUGGCCCACACGAAGCUCUUAAAGGGCCGUUCAACCAGACCCUGCAGGAAGCCAAUGCUGAUUUGGCUUCCACUCCUUACAGGAGUCUGGUGCUCCGCAAGCAGGAUUCUCGACAGACAGCCCUCCAAGCUGCCGGGCUCCUGUGGUGUUUGGGCUAUGCGAUCAACCUAGAUACAGCAAAUCAAAGCUUUCUGGAGAGCAGAAGGCCACAGGUGAGCCGAGACCUUCCAUCUUAUGCUUGGAAUCAUCAGUCCACCUUCUGGCAUGAGCCAUUGGAAUCAGCCCGGCUGCGACAGCGCAAAGAACCCCGUCACGACCUCCUCGGUGUGCCUUGGGACUACCAGAACGAGCUGGAGCCGCGGUGGCGUAACUUCCUGCGGGUGUCGGAACUGCCCUGGCUUGCGGACCAUGUGGUCGCUGGCUCUAUAGUAUAUCCAGCAGCAGGGAUGGUGUCCAUGGUCGCAGAGGCAGCCCGUCAGCUUGCAGACAUUACGAAGUGGUUAGAGGGGAUUGAGUUUUACGAUUUGGACUUUUUCCGGGGAGUUGUAAUUCCUCCAGACGAACGGGGGCUGGAAAUAGUUCUCCAUGUCGCGCCGCAUCACGGCAUGAAUGGAUGGUACGAAUUCGGCAUCUUCUCCUUGCCCGAGAGCUCCUCCUGGGUUCAGCAUGCGAAAGGUGCUUUUGCUCCACGGUAUGCUGAUGAGGAUGGAGUUGGAUGUGCUGCAGACUGGCAAUGCACUGUACAACGGGUGCGACAGACGCAAGCUUUGGCAAAGAAGGCUGAGGUCGAGGCCGUCUAUGAAUGGCUGUCAGAAACGGGCGGCGUCACUCUAGGGCCGACCUUCCGGUCCAUGGCUGGUGUAGCUUUUGACUCGGAGUCUCGUCUGUACGUUACUGGAGUUGCACCGAACACCAAGCAGACGAUGCCAUAUGAGCGUGAAUCUCCAUGUCUUGUCCAUCCCACCUCUCUGGAUAGUCUCUUCCAGGCUGCUGUGGUGUCAUGCUCAGAUGCCCUGUCCAAUCACAAUGCCAAUAUCCCCGUGGGAGUAGAGCGCCUUUAUCUCUCCACGGCCUUCUCCUUGCAGCCUGGUGAUCGAUUCGAUGUCCAUGUCGAGACACGCUAUGAGAACGGCGUUUCUUUCACGGAGUCCAUCGCCUCGGACCCAUCCUGGCAGCAGCCUGGGGUGGUUCUGCAAGGGGUGCGAUUAGGUCGCGUGCCUACGCGGUCCGGCAGCUCGACCAAAGAGGAGAUCCAGCAAAGCCGAUUCUCGACGCUUCAUUGGGCUGAGCACGUGGAUUCUUUCGGUGGUCUAGAAGGCCGUUGCUCUGGUGGUCUGCAGAGCUGGCUUGGCCGGGUCUGCCACACUCAUGGAGAUGCUCGUGUCCUUGCGGUGACUACCAAAGACAUAGGUCCGGUGGUUGAAGCUCUCAAAAAAUAUGCGCCAAAACGCAGUCAUCGGCCGCGACCCCAAAAGCUCACCAUUGUGCUAUCUGACCCUGACACAGAGGUAUCAACGAACCAGGUUAAGGUCAUUAAAGAAUCCCUAGAUGGGUGUCAGGUUCUGCCAGUUGCCUCAUUGCAGGAUAUAGGCACGGACUUGCUGGGCGAAACCGCCUAUGAUGCGAUCAUUGUUGAUCAUCCCGAUGUCUGGAGUGAAGAUAACACAGAUGCAUUUUUCGACUCUUUUCUUUCUAUUACUAGGCCGGACUCUUGGAUUGCCGCUCGAGCGACUGCUGAAAACCACGAUGCGGCCAUUCGCAAUGCGGGCCAUGCGGACUGGGAAGUACAGGGCUCGAUUGAACAGCCCGGCUAUCUUCUCAUCCGUCGUCAACUUGCUCCGAUUGAGUUGGAUCCCACUAUCUACAUAUUAAGCAGCGCAGCGGCUGAGUCGGUCGGUCCUCUCUUGUAUGAGCUGGAUGGCGUCGUAAGCAAACUCGGUUCUAAGAUUGAGCUGGUGGAUGUCGAUAAAGCUCCCGAUCUAAAGGAGAAAAUGAUCAUCUCACUGCUCGAGCUAGAUCGUCCAUGGACAGUGAAUUGGACGCCCGAUGAGAUAUCACGCUUUCAGUCGCUGUUACAGGCAAAGUGUCUCCUCUGGAUUUCACAGUGCCCGGGGCAUGAGGCGUCCGGCUAUGCAGGCUUCGGGGCUACGACUGGAAUUUUGCGAACCGUACGCAAUGAAAAUCCCCAUAUCGUGCUGCCUCAAUUACUUGUGUCCGGAAAGGAUAAGGAUCCUCACAAUUUGGCGCGCAGUAUCGCACACGUGUUGCAGCUAACAUUGAAACCUCGGUCACGGCCACACGACUGGGAGUUCUAUAUGCAAGACAAUCGUCUGCUUGUGCCGCGGGCUAUCACGGCUCGUGCAGUAGAUGAGAGCAUGGAUGCUCUCUUACAUGGCCCGCGCCCUACGCUAGCAGAGCUCGCGCAGGACUCGAGACCGCUGCGCCUCUGCACUAAGUCGCAGGAUAUCAGUGACGCCCGGUGGGAGCUGGAUGAACCGUUGAAUUCGGCCUUGCCCGAUGAUUUAGUUGAGGUGCAGCUACAUAAGGUGUCCAUCUCUGAGCCCGCCAGUAAGAGCGGUCUCUCUCCGGAGGCGCGUAUUGCGGCCAUAGAAGCAGUCGGAAUUGUUCGCCAGGUUGGAUCGUCUAUUGGCUCAGAAUUCCAAGUGGGAGACGAAGUCUUGUGUGCCAUACCCAGUGAUGCGUGGCCCAGUGCUUUAACUACCCAUGUUCGCCUCCCAGCAAGUGCUAUCUGGAAUUCGCCAUCACAGCAGAGCCAGACACAAUCAGUGUCCAUGCCGGUGGCUUUUGCAGCUGCCUACACCAGCCUCUUCGGCAGCUCCGGAGCUUCUGCUUCAUCUGUUCUCAUAGUUGGCUCUGUUAGCCAGACCCUGCGAGCCACGGUUGACUGUGCUCUGGCUGCGGGUAUGCAGGUGUACGUGGCAAUCGAUGGCGAGAAUGGGGUUAAUGAGAUGCGCUCUAAAUAUGUAGGAUUGCAUGAGAGAAUCAUUCCUAUUCACAGGGAGCUUGACACAACAGUCAAACGGCUGACUGGGGGCAAAGGAGUGGAGCUGAGCGUUUGCUGUCUAGGAGGUUCUGUCAGUCGACUUGCAGCGCGUUGCUUGGCCUACAGCGGCCGGUUGGUCGAUCUCAGUGAGGAGCUGAACCUGGCUGCCCUGCCUCAGACGUUCGUUGACCGUGGGUGCACUGUCAGCUCCGUACGGUUAUCAAAGAUGCUCCGCGAAGCCCCCCGUCAGCUGCAGGCCAACUUCCAUCGCGCAGUGGAUCUUCUCGGAUCAGACGCCCUCGCCAGCGUUCAGGCUUAUCAAUCCUUCCCUGUUUCUCAGGUUGCAGAUGCCGUUGCUCAUGCGCGAGACAGCGGUACCCGUGCGAUUGUCGAUCUCCAGGCUCCGGGUCAGGUGCCAAUUGUGCCAGCCCUCCCAGAUCCUGCCCCUCUGCCUGCGAAGAAUACCUACAUCCUGGUCGGUGGACUGGGCACUCUCGGGAUUGCACUAGCCAAUACGCUUGUUGACUGCGGAGCCCGUCAUUUUGUCUUCUUGAGCCGCUCUGGGGCUGUUCGGGAGACACAGCAAACUGCGCUGAAAGAGCUUCAAGACCGAGGUGCGCGUACUGAUGUCGUGCGCUGUGACGCGGCCUGUCAAGAGGAUGUGGAAAGUCUGUUGACCCGAGCUGAAAAAAGUCGCUGGCGUGUUCGUGGUAUCGUGCAAUGUGCAACUGUUCUGAAGGACGGCAUGUUCGAGCACAUGGACUUCGACGCGUGGAAGCAAUCUACCGAGCCCAAAAUCCAGGGGACAUGGAACCUCCACGAGGCGUUUUACUCCACCCCGCUAGACUUCUUCGUGACUCUAUCAUCCAUAUCCAGCAUAAUCGGAAACAUUGGCCAGGCCAACUACGCAGCCGGCAACGGGUACAUGGACGCUCUGAUGACCUGGCGACGCAAGCACCACCUACCAGGACAUAGUAUCAACAUUGGCCUAGUCCCAGACGCCAGCGGAGUGGGCGACGUAGCCGAAACACCCGAGCAGCGACGCCAGCGAUACCGACACAUAGAGGGUACAGAGAUUCUGCAGCAUGAGGUUCAAACUCUACUGCGGGUGAUAGUCCAGAAGAUCACCCCAGUCCCAGCACAAAUUAUCGCCGGACUGACGGACACCCUACCGCGAACCGAUGGGGCAGCUUCCUGGCAAUUCGAUCGCAAGUUCGAUCACCGGAUUCAAGUUGUUGCUGAUGAGGAUGCAGGAACUGGCGUGGUUAAGACCAGCACGUUGCUGAAAAAGGCGGAGUCGGUGGACGAGGCGGUACGCGUCGUGAAUCAGGCGCUGCAGGAGUAUUUGGCUAGGGCGAUGGCGUCGUCGGCGGAGGCUAUUGAUUUGGAGUUGCCUUUUUCGGCGUUGGGUGUUGACUCGCUCAAAGCCGCGGAGGUACAGAACUGGGUCAGUCGCGAGAUGGGCGCAGAGUUGUCCUCGUUCGAGUUUAUCGGGGCACAGCCGGUGAGGGUGUUGGCGGAGAAGAUUGCGACGUUGAGUUCGUUUGUUGUCGCUACGUAG
Molecule: messenger RNA, 6951 nt
Organism: Aspergillus welwitschiae
Lineage: Eukaryota; Fungi; Ascomycota; Eurotiomycetes; Eurotiales; Aspergillaceae
Product: type I polyketide synthase
Exons: 9
Coding region: 1-6951 (2316 amino acids)
Biological process (GO): fatty acid biosynthetic process; secondary metabolite biosynthetic process
Molecular function (GO): fatty acid synthase activity; oxidoreductase activity; phosphopantetheine binding
Source: RefSeq, a predicted model, not a curated record